UUUACUCUACGCGGUGGAAAAGUGGACCAUUCUGAAGAGUGGGCCUAAGAAAAGUGUAAACCGAACCACACACAAACACACACCUUGUCGCUGUCGAUCGACGGUACGACGUUCAAAAUCAGCCCCAACGGAAGUGCUGCUGCUCAUCGUUCUGAGAAAAAGAAUGCACUAGUGCAGCUAGAUUCACCCGUCCCGAGCAAUUCUAGUAUGAUGGUGGCGGAUUUCGUAACGCGACAGCAAAACGGUUCGCCGCUGAACGGGGAAAUACCCGGCCAGAACCACAACUCUAACUCCAACAUGCCUGCCCACAGUGCCUUACUGAUGAGCAACAACAGCAGCAACAGCAACAGCUCGGGCCGCGCCAGCCCGCACACGUCGUCGGAGUCGGAGUUCCCGCAGAACGGCUACGAGCUGGCGGCGCACCUGAAGCGCAAGGAGCUGUUCUCGCAGCGCAAGCAGCGCGAGUUCAUCCCGGACAACAAGAAGGACGACAGCUACUGGGACCGGCGGCGGCGCAACAACGAGGCGGCGAAGCGGUCGCGCGAGAAGCGCCGCUUCAACGACAUGGUGCUCGAGCAGCGCGUCGUCGAGCUGACGAAGGAGAACCACGUGCUGAAGGCGCAGCUGGACGCGAUCAAGAGCAAGUACAACAUCUGCGGCGAGAACCUGGUCAGCGUCGACCAGAUCAUGGCCACGCUGCCGACCAACGAGCAGGUGCUCAGCUCGACCAAGCGCGUCAAGCUGGCCAACGGCAGUGCGGCGGCCGGUUCCGGCGGUCGGACCACGUCCCCGAGCGGAUCCACGAUCGGGUACCCGCACUCGCGCAGUCCCUCCCGCCAGUCACCGUCGCGCUCGAACGGUCGCGCUUCGUCCCCGCACAGUCCGCCACAGGUGGCCACCAGUUCCACCCCGGCCGGCAGCCUCGGUUCGCACCUCCAGCAGUCGCUGCUAGCGGUGGUGCAGGCAAACGGGGCGGGUUCCGGUGCGGGAAGCGCUCCGUCCUCGCAACAGGCUCCGGUUAUCCACGCGAACCCGAACGUAGAGUCACCACCACCGGCCGCGACCGCCAGCGCCCUCAUCCAGCACGGUGCGAUCCAGCACACGAACGGCACGGCAGGCUCGGGAGCGAACGCUCCGGGCACAACAACUUACCUUUCGCCAAUGCACAUCUACCGCAAUGGCACGAUCAUCGAGUACGAGCGAGUGCUGGGCGAGAAGGGGUCCCUCCAUGCCGAGCAGGGUAGCGGCCGUAGUCCGAUCCGGCAUGAGCUGAACGAACGCAACGGAGACGACAACCAUCACCUGCAGCAGCUGCAACAGCAUCAGCAGCAGCAGCAGCAUCAUCAUCAGCAUCAGCAGCAACAGCAGCAGCAUCAUCACUACAGCCAUCAUCCGCGGGAGGUUAUCCGGGAGUCCGUGAUCGACCACCAUGCGCACCACCCUCAGCAUCAUCAGCAUCUUCAGCAGCAGCAGCAACAGCAACAGCAGCAACACCAUCCUUACCAUCACCAUCGAGUGUUGGUUUCGGCGAACGGUGAUGAGCUCGACCGUGACGAGCGUUCGCCAUCGCCGGGUCCGCAGCACGCAAUGGUGGCCUCGUCGGCGGCUCCACGCUUCGGCUCCCCUACCACCACCACCAGCCCCAGCACGGUUUCGGCCGUCUCCUCGCCCGGCACUCCACCCUCGUCCGGGCUGGGAACGAGCAUCUCCAGCACGAGCCCGUCGCGGUCGCCUCCGGCGCAUCCUUUGGCGGCCCACUCGCACCCGCACCACUACUCUCCGCACCAUCACCCGCAUCACCACCACCCACACGCCCACCCGCUGCAUCACCUUGCGCCCCAUCCGCACUUCGUCGUCGGCGCGAGCUCCCCCUACGCGCCGAGCUCCUCGACGGCGCUCCCAGCCGCGGCCGGUGCCCAGCUUCCGUACCCACUCACGACGGCAGCGGCAGCCGUGGCGGCCUACGCAAGCAGCACGGCGGGUGGUGCGGCUGGACUGUACUCCGUGUCACCGCCACGCUCCACAACCGAGCUGGCCAGCGCUUUGUUGACGGCGAACGUGCUCAACCUGAGCCGCCGGGCACCAUCCCCGAUGUAUGAUGGGCCGGCCAGCAGCAGCGCGAGUACCAGCGCCGCCAGCCCGCCGCAAGCACCGUCGGUGGCGAGCACCGGCAGCACAUCGGGUGGCGAGGACGAGCCGGACGUGCGCGAUCAUCGCGAUCUGCACGAGCACGUCAACGGCAACAGCAGCCUGCUGCCGGUGAAGCUGCGCCACAAGACGCACCUGGGCGACAAGGACGCGGCGACGGCCCUGCUGGCGCUGCAGAACAUCAAGCAGGAACCGGUGGCGCUCCGGUCGAGCUCGCCCGCCUGGGACGACGGUGACGGUGGGUCGUCCGACGAGCGCGACUCCGGCAUCUCCACCAACGAGUGGCCGACCAAGGCCGAGCAGAAGAUGAUGGUGCCCCUGCCGACGUCACCGCCGGCCGCCGGCAAUGGCCCCCCCGGCAAGAUCACCUCCAUCCCGGCGUCGGUCGUCAUCAGCAAGAAGGCGGAGGAAAACAUCCACCUGCAGUCGAAGCUGGCCCGGCUCGAGUCGGAGGUGGCCACGAUCAAGAACAUGAUCUCGAACACCGCCGGCAGCGGGUUCGGCGUGACCGCGGCCGCCCAGUAGUGUGGCCCGGCUCUCGGCCUCGGUUCCUAGUUCCUGAUAGCUGAAGCACACGAAGCAGGGAAACGAAUCGAUGCAGGCAUCCAUAGUAGGCCGUACACGAGCACAGGCGGCAAGCAUUCCUUAACUCAAGUCUCCCUCAAGGGAAAGGGGUCCCCCCCCGCGGGCUAUAGCGUCCCCCCAUUUAUGUUAGUGGGUUAGUCGAUCCGGGUGGAAUUUCUCGAUCUCACGAUCUCGCAAGACGGCACGGGCACGGUGUAUUUUUUUCUUGUUCGCACGCGCACGCAAGGCGAUGGCAUGGAAGAGAAGGCGAGCGUAUCGGGCCUUGGGAGAAAGUUGCGACAACAUUUUAUGUGUGUUGUUCACUCUUUUUUCUUUCCUUCUUUCUUCGCGCCCUGCGGGAGAAAGGCGUAUCGUUCGGGGCAGUUCCUCCACACGUGUGUGUGUGUGUGUUUGUUCGAAGAGAAAGCCCGCCGUUGAAACGCUUCGCCACUUAUUUCUUGCCGUCUUUUGAUCUUUCCCUCGCUUCGUGUGCUUUCUUUACCUUCCCAGGUGUGUGAGCCGUCCAAACGAUGGUGUGUAGAUGGCUUUGAGCUUGCGUCAAGUGAAAUGGUUUCGGCUUGUUUCUUCCAACCAAGCGCAGUCCUUUUUUUUAUUAUCUUACUUUCUCGGCUAGCAAGUGAAUCACUUGUGGCCAGAAGAAAGCGCCCGGAGAAAGAGAUGCAAAUGUUUUAUGAAGAGGCAGAGGGAAGAAAGGAGGGUGGUAAAGGAACACGAUCACUGGAUGAUCUGCAGAUGAACGUUUACCCCUUUUUUCUCUUUCUUGCUAAACUAGCUGUUAGGCACGCAUAAUAUGUGUUUGUAGAAAAACCAAUCAAAAUCGCUGGAAGCUUAUUACGGUGAAGGGAAGGGUAAAUAUAUUCCCUUUGCAUUUUUCACCGAAUAACUAUCGGCACCACGCGCCGCAGCGAAGCGAUGCCGGUCCCGCGUGACGGCAGAAUAUGCAUAGGUGGUAAGUUUCUUUUUUUUUUAAAUACAAAAACAAAGGUGUUAAACACUGAAGCAGAACUGUAAAUGUGAAAACCGAACUACAUCAAAACAUAUUUAUACAUCGAUCAGAAUAGGUAUUAGAGGAGCAGAAGUCGAAGAAGAAUAAGAAGACGGAAAGGCUACAAAACAAUGCUAGCAAAAUUGCAGAAUUCGUUUUUUCUUCGUAUAUUAUAAACUCUAAACGA
Messenger RNA from Anopheles coustani, 3905 nucleotides. It is a transcript of the gene vri, whose product is annotated as LIM domain-containing protein A. The record is from RefSeq and is a predicted model, not a curated record. The coding region runs from base 208 to 2673 and encodes 821 amino acids. Lineage: Eukaryota; Metazoa; Arthropoda; Insecta; Diptera; Culicidae. Gene Ontology annotation, cellular component: nucleus. The transcript is spliced from 3 exons. Gene Ontology annotation, molecular function: DNA-binding transcription factor activity; DNA binding. Gene Ontology annotation, biological process: regulation of DNA-templated transcription; circadian rhythm.